AUGCCGCCGAGUUACUCCAGCCGGCGCGGCCAGGCCGUGAACGUGUCACAAUUAUUACAAGACUUGAAUAGAGUCCCGGAGCCUACUGCAGCGCCGGAAGAAAACUUACGAAAUCUCGACGAUGAAUUGGCCAUGUUCACUAAUACCAAUUUCAUCGAUUGGGAUGCAAACGAGAGCCAGCAGCAGCGACAACAACAACAGCAGCAACAGCAGCAGCAACAGCAACAGGCUUCAUCAAGUGUUAGUUUGGACACACAAUCAACAACAUCGCCCACAGAAGAAGGGCCAAUGAGUAGUGAUUUAGCGGGAUUUGACUUCAACCUGCCAGGCGACUUCAACGGGUUUGACUUUCACCCUUAUUCAACGCCAAAUGUCUCGGCUUUCUCAGACAACUUGGGAAACCUACAACCUAUCCAGCCUUCGCCAACUUUCCCUGCCAAUGGAUCGCCACAGAGUGCCUACGGGGCUUCAAUUCCGCAGACGGGAGAUAAGCGAAAAUCUGCUGACCCUGCCGUUCCACCUCGCCGGCAGUUGUCUUUCGAGGAGCAGUCCCGGUUAGCUGCGGAAGAGGAUAAGCGGAGGCGGAAUACGGCCGCUAGCGCAAGAUUCCGCAUUAAGAAGAAAGCUCGCGAGCAAGCUCUCGAAAAGCGCGAGAAGGAGUUAAGUGACAAGGUCGGGACCCUCGAGGGUCGCAUUCAAACUUUAGAGACCGAGAACAAAUGGUUAAGAGAACUUGUUAUGGAAAAGACAGGCGGGAACGAAACGCUAAUCUCCACAUUAUUGGAAAAGCAUAAUGAGAAGAAGCCAGCUGGAAAAGAGUCAGAGAGUAAUGCUAAGGCGGAAGCCGAGAAGGCCUCAUAG
This is a messenger RNA of Daldinia childiae, 861 nucleotides long. RefSeq names its product Regulatory protein cys-3. The record is from RefSeq and is a predicted model, not a curated record. The transcript has 2 exons. Gene Ontology annotation, biological process: regulation of transcription by RNA polymerase II. Gene Ontology annotation, molecular function: RNA polymerase II transcription regulatory region sequence-specific DNA binding; DNA-binding transcription activator activity, RNA polymerase II-specific. Gene Ontology annotation, cellular component: nucleus. Lineage: Eukaryota; Fungi; Ascomycota; Sordariomycetes; Xylariales; Hypoxylaceae. Bases 1 to 861 code for a protein of 286 amino acids.